AUGGGAACCGAGUCGCUUGAUGAGGCUUCGAAUACUCGGCGAAUUCAGAUUCAUAUGGCUGUGAGUUUGAAAAAGAAAAAAAUGAAAUUUAUAACCGAAAGUAUCAAAAAAAUAAGAAGUUAAAAAGUUGUAUGCGAGUGAAUUGAUUUGGACUAUGAAGAGAAAUAUGUUAGAGGAAAGUAUACUUAUUUUUUUAUACAUUUUUUUGAAUUAACUCCCCUUCCUGCCGUUUCAUUUCAAUUCUGUCCUGUCGAUUUUUCAACUUGCUCUGUUUUACUACGCGGAAAUUUUAUAUUUUCAUUGAUCUGAUCAAAAAUCUAAGAAUAAAGUUGAGGAUCACCUUAAAAAUUAGAAUUUUCAGCCCUUUUCAUUGAAAAUAGUCAACUUCAUAUAUUUAGAGUGCGAAAAAAAUCACAUCCUUUUUAUUCAAUUGUUUUUUCUUACAUGCUCGGGCUCAUUUUGAGUUUGAAAGUAGUAUUGUGAUCCAAAAUUGAAGAAAAUUUUUCUUUGAGCAUUUCCGUGCGCCUGAUAAAUACUCGCUUGCUACUUUUAGACAUGCUCGACUAUUUUGUUAAACGCGGUUCAAAAUUUGAAGCUUAUUAUUUCUAUACUCGAAAAAAUUUCGAAAUCUCUAUAAAACGGAUAAAGACUAGAGUUUCAGGGCAUUUACCAGCGAAUUUUCGACAGAAAUCCUGGUCUCGAGAAGGACAUGAAAGAAAAUCCGCAUCUCGUCGAGCAGAUGCUCCAACAGAUCCCCGAGGCGAUGGCCAACGCCAUCAAGGCGGACAAGAAAUUCGGCAGUGUGGUUCAUGAGGAGCACAAGGGCCCGCAGGAGUACGAGGAGAUCGAUGGGGAUAUCAGUCCGUUUUUUUUUUGUUUUUUUCGAGUGAAAAACGAGAAAAUCCAAAAUUGCUUGAAGUUACGAGUCUAGGUUCGAACUUUUGAAAGCCAAAAAACUAAAUUAACCAGAGAAAAAAAGGCCCUUCCAUGAUUUAUGAAAAAUCUUCAAUUUUGGAAAAUUCGAACGUAGACGGUGAACUACGUAAAAAAAAACAGAGUCUAGGCUAAAUCUUUUUUUUGUAUUUUUGACCUGAUCCCUUUCUCUUUCUUGUUGUUUCUUCCACUGUCACAUCUCUCUAUUUCUUUCUCCUUACUCUUUUCAAUAUUUUCGACGAUUUCAAACUUCAAGUCUGGUGUUUUAAGAAAGGUUUCUGUUAUAAUCUUGAAAUCUAACAAGAAUAUUCUUUUCGACAUUUUUUUCGUUCAGCGCGGAUCAUCUCCAUGCCGGAAAGAGUUCCCGUUUUUCCGAUUAUGAUCGAUCGCGAGGAUCGAGAAAUCGCUGAGAAAGAGAAAAGGGAAAGAAUGGCGGCUCAGAUGGAAAUUCUCAGGUUUGUGUGGAAAAAUUGUCCUUUUCAAUCAAGGAAAAACACUUCUUUAUUUUUUUAUUUUUAGUAUUAAAAAAAUUCCACUAGUUGAAGUCAAGUUUUUGGAAAGAGAUAUCACUGGAAAUAAUAUUUUGUUCGAAAAUUAUUGUUAAAUGCGCAAAAUACUUGACUUGCUUGGUCAUACUGACAAUGUAAAUCGAAUUUCAUGAAAUUUGUCUGUAUUCUUUUGGAAUGUUUUGAGAUUAACUUUUGGGUCAAUAAAUUUGAGUUCAUAAGUUGAAUUUGUGAAGAGAAUAAUAAGAAAUUUUGGGAAAGCAAAAAUGUCUUAAAAGUUUAAAUCCUCGUUCAAAUAGUUGUAUUUGAAUAUUUGAUUCAAUUGGCAACAUAGAGCAAUACAAUUGAAGAGACAUUACUUUAGCUUUUGUAUGAAGUCUUAUAUGAUAGUGAGAGUUGAUCAGUUCAAAUUGGGAAAAAGAAGAAAUUAGUUUGGUUUUGAAGGGGGCAAUAUUUGGCGGCUCGGAGUUACUAUGCUCGUUUCCCUCCAUUCCCGUAUCCGCCGCCGUACCAGGUACAUUUUUCUUUCGUCUUUCAAUAAAGAACCUGGAAUUCGAGAUGCCGCAAAUGCCACACAUGCCUCCGCACAUGCCGCCGUUCAUGCCGCCCCACUUCCAGCCUUCUUAUCCGCCCUUCGGACCUCGUUGA
Messenger RNA from Caenorhabditis auriculariae, 2087 nucleotides. The record is from the annotation of a GenBank genome assembly. NCBI's taxonomy places the organism in Eukaryota, Metazoa, Nematoda, Chromadorea, Rhabditida, Rhabditidae.